AGUUGGGCUGAACACGGUAUAAAGCAUCUCACUCCGCGGCGAGCCACUCUUUAAAAGACCACUGCUACUCAAACUACUCCUCCCGCAACUGGAAGCAGGAAAAAAAGCCUCUACAUCACCUUCCAUCAUGAGCGAGAGACAAGGAUCUGGAGCAGCUGCUGGCAGCAACAAGACCACCGAAGGACAAGAUGAUUCCAAGAUGAAUGUCCCUGAGGACUUUGACAUCGACAUGGAAAACCCGGAGACUGAAAAGGCUGCGGUUGCCAUUCAGUCUCAGUUCAGGAAGUACCAGAAGAAGAAGCGCGUUGAGAAGUCCUAGUGAGCACCACGUUGCUGGCGAGAUGGCAGGUGGAAGUGACAUCACAGUGACGAUGGUGUGAUAUUUGCAUGUACACAAAUUCAUACCUUUUGGAACUCUAGGGGGGUUGGGA
This is a messenger RNA of Solea solea (common sole), 431 nucleotides long. It is a transcript of the gene pcp4b, whose product is annotated as Purkinje cell protein 4b. The record is from RefSeq and is a predicted model, not a curated record. Gene Ontology annotation, molecular function: calmodulin binding; calcium ion binding. Gene Ontology annotation, cellular component: cytoplasm. NCBI's taxonomy places the organism in Eukaryota, Metazoa, Chordata, Actinopteri, Pleuronectiformes, Soleidae. The transcript is spliced from 3 exons. The coding region runs from base 128 to 319 and encodes 63 amino acids.